AUGCGUCUCUUCCAGGCUAUAGCGCAGCUGGCGUGGUCAGAACCCACCUUGAUUCAAGAAACGGCGAUACCCCUGUUGCUGGAAGGAAAAGACGUCCUGAUGCGAGCUCGGACGGGUUCUGGAAAGACUGCUGCUUUCACCAUUCCUGUUAUACAGAAGAUCUUGCACCUUAAUAAUACUAGUAAACACCAGUGCAUACGGGCUUUGAUUUUGUCCCCAAGCAAGGAGUUGUGUGGGCAGAUUGCAUCAGUGAUAGCAGACCUCACACUCAAAUGUGCACGAGAAGUGCGCUGCAUAGACAUCUCAGCCAAUGGCGACAUGCAGACUCAGAAAGCGCUGCUCUCCGACAAGCCCGACAUAGUUGUAGCCACUCCAUCGAAAGCCCUGGCGCACCUGAAGGCCGGCAACAUGAGGCUGAAGGAGGACCUGGCUAUGCUGGUGGUUGAUGAGGCGGACCUCGUGUUCUCCUUCGGUUAUGAGGAUGAGAUCAAGGAGUUGUUGGGACACCUCCCCAAGAUCUACCAAGCCGUCCUGGCCUCUGCCACUCUCUCGGAAGACGUGCUCAGUCUCAAGAAGAUCGUGCUGCGCAACCCCGUAACCUUGAAACUGGAGGAGCCUGAAUUAGCAGCUGGAUCAAAACUGCAGCAUUACCACGUGCACGCGGAGGAAGACGAUAAGGCCGCCAUCUUGUAUGCGCUGCUCAAGUUGAAUCUGAUCAGGGGGAAGAGUAUCAUCUUUGUGCGGACGGUGGAUAGGUGUUACAAGCUAAAACUAUACCUAGAGCAGUUCAAGAUCGGCUCCUGCGUCCUGAACUCAGAGCUGCCAGCCGCUGUCCGCUGUCUCUCAGUGGACCAGUUCAACCGCGGCCGGUACCAGAUCAUCGUCGCUUCCGAUGAGAAGGCGCUGGAGAAGCCUGAUGGAGGCAUACUACCGCUUGAAGAGAGGAAGACCAAGAAAAAGCAAGCAUCCAAGCGUCGCCGCGACAAAGAGUCCGGCGUGUCCCGCGGCAUCGACUUCCAGCACGUGGCCAACGUCAUCAACUUCGACUUCCCGCUCGAUGUAGACUCCUACGUGCACCGGGCCGGCCGCACGGCGCGCGGCAACGAAUCGGGAUCAGUGCUGUCUUUCGUGUCUAUUCGUGAGAAGCCCCUCAUGGAGGCCGUGGAGGAACACCUCUCAGGCGGCGUCAAAGAUAAAAAAGUUCUACAAAAAUACGAGUUCGCCUUGGAGGAGGUGGAGGGGUUCCGCUACCGCUCCAGAGACGCGUGGCGCGCCGUCACGCGCAUCGCCGUACGUGAAGCGAGGCUGAAGGAGAUCAAGCAAGAGCUCAUCAACUGCAAGAAGCUGCAGGGUUACUUCGCGGACAACCCGAACGAGCUGGCAGCCCUGAAGCGCGACCGGGCUCUACACACCGUGCGACAACAGCCACAACUAGCGCAUGUACCAGAUUACUUACUGCCGGCGGCACUGCGGCCCGAGCCUGAAGCAGAGGCCGACCAGGCUGACAAAGAGACAGCAGCUCCGCCCGCCAAGAAGAAGAGGAACUUUGGCAGCGCCAAGAGGCUUAAACACCAGGCCCGCCAAAGCAACCCCCUCCGCAGCUUCGCCGUCAAGAACAUGAAGAGAACUCCCGCCGCCGGCGACACGUAACGCUACUCGCAUAGCUCAGUGUCUACCUACUGUAUUGUAAUGUUUAAGUGUAAUGUGAGGCCUGGAGGACGCUCGGCCCGGCGCGUUCUGCGGGGCAGGCGAGCGUGCAUACUCUCUACCGGCUCAGCCACGACAUUAGUCUAAGCGCGACAGCGUUGAGCGGCGGCCAUACAUUGGAGCGAGACAAAGCGAUGGGACUUUUCAUUCGCACGUAUGGCUGCCGC
Leguminivora glycinivorella is the source of this 1874-nucleotide messenger RNA. RefSeq names its product probable ATP-dependent RNA helicase DDX56 (gene Hlc). Gene Ontology annotation, molecular function: ATP binding; nucleic acid binding. NCBI's taxonomy places the organism in Eukaryota, Metazoa, Arthropoda, Insecta, Lepidoptera, Tortricidae. Gene Ontology annotation, cellular component: nucleolus. The transcript has 10 exons. The coding region runs from base 1 to 1650 and encodes 549 amino acids. The record is from RefSeq and is a predicted model, not a curated record.